AUGUCUAAUCUAAAGGAGGAUUGCAGGAACCUCUUGAAGACAUUGGACUCCAGGAGAAAAUUUCCAUGUGUUGAACUUGUGAAAGAGAUCACGUUUGCCAUAUUCCAAAAACAGCAAAACUACAAUGAAGAUUUAUCUUUACUUAUAAAAGAUUAUAAAAAAGCAGUUUUUAAAACGAAUAUUUUGCAUCCUCAGGUUUACGCUUCAGAUCUGAGUAAAGAACCUGCCUUCCAGCUCAUUGCAAUGGAAAAUACAUCCGAAAACCAAGAGAUCCAGAUGAUUCCAGAGCAGUACCAGGUUCUUGAAAAGCUUGGAGAAGGGACCUUUGGUCAAGUUUUCCUGGCUCAUGACAAGCUAGCAGGUCGAUCAGUGGCGCUAAAACUGAUGAAGAAAGAGAGAACCCACCAAGAUGCCUUUGUCAAGGAAUUCAAGGUUGCGGUCUAUCUGUCUCAUCACAGGGGUAUCAUUACAACCUACCCCUACUUCUUUGAUACCCUGAAACACUACGUCUACGUCCAGGAGGUGGCAACAGCAGGGACCCUCAAAUCCAUUAUUGUUGAGAAGGUUGGGUUACCAGAAUACAUUGUGAAGCGUUGUGCUGCUCAGAUUUCCGAAGCAUUGUUUUUCAUUCAUAAUCAAGGGUUGGUGCAUAGAGACCUGAAACCAGACAACAUCUUGCUUAUGGAUAAAGAAUGCCACGAAAUUAAGAUCGGAGAUUUUGGUCUAACAGAACGUUUUGGUAGAUUCAUCCCAUCGAUGUCUCAUAUAAUACCAUACAUGGCACCUGAGCUUUCUAUUCUGGAACCUAACCAAUAUCUACACUUGAGUCCAAGUAUUGAUGUCUGGGCAUUUGGAGUCACUCUGUAUGUAGCUCUCACUGGCUGCUUUCCAUGGCUGGAAGCUGUAAACAAAGACCAUAAAUUCCGGAUAUUUGCAAGCUGGAAAACAUAUGGCGAGUUAGACUCUCCCCCAGUUUCCUGGCAGAGUUUUACCAGGGAAGCAUUGGUUAUGUUUUCCAGUUUACUUUCACUGAAUCCUUCCGUUAGAAUGUCUGGUGGCAUUGUUUACAAUUACCUGCAUGUACCAUGGAGAUACAAAGAGCUGAAUAUUAAUAGGUGA
Messenger RNA from Pelobates fuscus (common spadefoot toad), 1119 nucleotides. RefSeq names its product serine/threonine-protein kinase SBK1-like. The transcript has 5 exons. Bases 1 to 1119 code for a protein of 372 amino acids. Gene Ontology annotation, molecular function: ATP binding; protein serine/threonine kinase activity. Lineage: Eukaryota; Metazoa; Chordata; Amphibia; Anura; Pelobatidae. Gene Ontology annotation, biological process: peptidyl-serine phosphorylation; peptidyl-threonine phosphorylation. The record is from RefSeq and is a predicted model, not a curated record.